Molecule: messenger RNA, 711 nt
Organism: Mizuhopecten yessoensis (Yesso scallop)
Lineage: Eukaryota; Metazoa; Mollusca; Bivalvia; Pectinida; Pectinidae
Product: 36.4 kDa proline-rich protein-like
Exons: 1
Coding region: 1-711 (236 amino acids)
Source: RefSeq, a predicted model, not a curated record
AUGUCCGUCUACCCAUCCUGCUCCUCCCUUCCUUCUACCCAUCCUCUUACCCCUCCCUCCCUUCUACCCAUCCUUCUACCCAUCCUUCUACCCAUCCUUCUACUCAUCCUUCUACUAAUCCUUCUACCCAUCCUUCUACUCAUCCUUUUACCCAUCCUUUUCCUCCCUCCCUCCCUUCCAUCUACCUAUCCUUCUACCCCUCCCUCCCUUCUACCCAUCCUUCUACCCAUCCUUCUACUCAUCCUUCUACCCAUCCUUCUACCCAUCCUUCUACCCAUCCUUCUACCCCUCCCUCCCUUCCUUCUACCCAUCCUUCUACCCAUCCUUCUACCCAUCCUUCUCCUCCCUCCCUCCCUUCCUUCUACCCAUCCUUCUACUCAUCCUUCUACCCAUCCUUCUCCUCCCUCCCUCCCUUCCUUCUACCCAUCCUGCUACUCAUCCUUCUACCCAUCCUUCUACCCAUCCUUCUACCCAUCCUUCUCCUCCCUCCCUCCCUUCCUUCUACCCAUCCUUCUUCUCAUCCUUCUACCCAUCCUUCUCCUCCCUCCCUCCCUUCCUUCUACCCAUCCUUCUACCCAUCCUUCUACCCAUCCUUCUACUCAUCCUUCUACCCAUCCUUCUCCUCCCUCCCUCCCUUCCUUCUACCCAUCCUUCUACUCAUCCUUCUACCCAUCCUUCUUCCCCUCCCUCCCUCCUGUAGUGAUAGAGUAA